Messenger RNA from Pelobates fuscus (common spadefoot toad), 1936 nucleotides. Its product is annotated as vomeronasal type-2 receptor 26-like. Gene Ontology annotation, cellular component: plasma membrane. The transcript has 6 exons. Bases 116 to 1936 code for a protein of 606 amino acids. Lineage: Eukaryota; Metazoa; Chordata; Amphibia; Anura; Pelobatidae. The record is from RefSeq and is a predicted model, not a curated record. Gene Ontology annotation, molecular function: G protein-coupled receptor activity. Gene Ontology annotation, biological process: G protein-coupled receptor signaling pathway.
UUUCUUCUUAAGCUGCAAAGCUUUGAACAAUAGUGUACAAGAUUCGUCGAUUCAUCAACUGACCUACUAAAUAUUCCAACUCCCAUCUCCAAGUUAAAAUCUUGAAGAUUUUGAAAUGAUCAUUAUUACUGUGCUUUUCAAUACAUUGAUGGCUAUAUAUAAACUUUUAAAAGUUCUGGCUAUCAUAUUACUCCUAUGUUCUGACUGUUCAGAUGCAGCACAAUUGUCAAAGGAUUGGUCGAAGCCUAAUGUCGAAGAAGACAUUGAGGGAUAUUUCAGAGAUGGAGAUCUGAUUUUGGGUGGAAUUAUUCUGUUAUUUAACUAUCACUACUCUAAUCAUUACAAAUCAUAUACUCAUGCCCAUGUGUAUUCAACAACUAAAGUAUGUGAUAUGCCAUCCCUUCGUUUCAUCCGUCAUUUUCUGGCUUUUGAUUUUGCUGUUCAAGAAAUUAAUAAUGACAGAAACCUUCUACCAAACACCACCCUGGGGUAUUCAAUCUAUGACUCUUGUUUCUUAGCUAAUAAAGCACAGGAAGCCACAUUAAGAAUUCUAUCAGGAGGAAGAAAUCACCCCUUUAAUUACAGCUGCAAGAAGAAUUAUACAGUUGUGGCGUUCAUUGGACAUUUUCUCUCUUCAGUAACACGCUCAAUGGCAGACAUCCUCUCCAUCUAUGGCUAUACACAACUGAGAAAAUAUCUAAGAAGUCUGCAUUUUAAUACGUCUUCUGGUAAUGAGUUUACUUUUCAUGAGACGAGAAAUUCAAAGACACAUUUUGAGCUGUUACAAUACAUAUAUUUAAACAACACACUUAAAACAACCCACAUUGGAGAUUACAUUUUGACUGCAAACUCAGAGACUAACCUCUACAUCAAAGAGAGAUCUAUGAUAUGGGAAUCAGAUAUCAAAGGUAUCCCUCAAUCUAUGUGCAACGAGAGAUGCCCACCUGGGUACAGAAAAGCAAAUCCAAGAGAAGAAACAUGCUGCUAUUCUUGUGUUCAGUGCUCACCUGGUGAAAUAUCCAAUCAAACUGAUAUGGAAAAUUGUUUGCUGUGUCCAGAAGAUGAAUAUCCUGAUGUUGAUCAAGUCACUUGUCUGCCGAGAACCAUAGAUUUUUUAUCCUACCAUGAACCUCUUGGUGCAACUUUAGCAUCAUUUGCAGUAAUGCUAUUUUUCAUCACAACUGUCAUACUUGGUAUUUUUAUAAUGUACAGACAUACACCCAUAGUACGAGCCAAUAAUACAUAUCUAAGUUACAUCAUUCUAUUUUCCCUCAUGCUUUCCUUCCUCUUUUGCUUGUUAUUUUUUGGCUCACCUAAUAAGAUCACAUGCAUGCUGCAAAAUGCAAUUUUUAACAUAAUCUAUGCUGUGGCUCUGUCAUCUGUUCUGACAAAAACAAUUAUAGUUUUAGUAGCCUUUUCAGUUGUAAAGCCUGGGAGCAAAUUCAGGAUAUUUUUAAGAUCCAGGAUAUCCAUCUUUAUAGUUAUGUUCUUUUGCUUCGGUGAAGUUGGAAUCUGCUUCUGGUGGUUAACAUCGUGGCCUCCAUUCCCAGACAAAGACUCAAAAGUGGAAGUUGCUAAGCUAAUACUUCAUUGUAAUGUUGGCUCUCUCCUUUUGUUUUAUGUUACUCUAGGUUAUAAUUGGCUCCUUGCACUUUGUAGUUUUAUUGUAGCUUUUCUAGCCAAGCAGUUGCCAGAUCUUUUUAAUGAGGCCCGUUAUAUCACUUUCAGUAUGCUUGUGUUCUGCAGUGUUUGGGUCUCAUUUAUCCCAGCAUAUAUGAGUACCAAAGGGAAAUCUAUGGUUGCUGUAGAAGUAUUUGCUAUCCUGGCUUCCAGCACAGGAAUUUUGGGGUGUAUAUUUUUACCCAAGUGCUAUAUUAUCAUAUUCAGGCCCGAAUUAAAUACUAAACAAUCUUUAUGCGGUACUGGUUUUUAUUAA